Mizuhopecten yessoensis (Yesso scallop) is the source of this 938-nucleotide messenger RNA. Its product is annotated as heavy metal-binding protein HIP-like. Bases 69 to 698 code for a protein of 209 amino acids. The record is from RefSeq and is a predicted model, not a curated record. The transcript has 3 exons. Gene Ontology annotation, molecular function: protein binding. Lineage: Eukaryota; Metazoa; Mollusca; Bivalvia; Pectinida; Pectinidae.
UAUAGGUUGUAAGGUGAAUAUAGGUUAAGAAAUUGUAAGAUAGUCCAUAGAUUCAAUACGCUGUGACAAUGGUGAGGAUGUUUGAAUUUGCUCUUUUUUCCAUCGGCUUGCAUCUUUGCGUGUCGGCCGAAUCAGACCAGCACAUCCUACAGGAGUUUGAGAAAAUGAGAGCUGAAAUGGCAGAACUUAAGAAAAGCAACGAAAUAAUGUCCGAGGAAAUGCGAGAACUCAAAGCCAUAGUAAGACAAAAAUCAAACACUGGCGUACAACGAAACAAGCGAGUGUUGUCGAACUAUGGAGUAUCGUUCUCCGCCGAGUUGGGCAGCCAUCUUCAUAAGAUCGUCCGAGGCCAGCCGAUCGUGUAUGACAGAGUCCAUCUCAACUAUGGUAACGGUUACAACAGCUCUAACGGUAUUUUCGUCGUGCCACUGGACGGGGUGUACGUUUUUUACUGGAACCUGAUGACCGACAGUACCAGCGCCCUCGACACAACUCUGAUGUCAUCAAGGAGCCGCCUGGCUGACGGUUAUGCUCAUGCAGGUAGUACAGGUGGGAACCUUAUCUUGGUCCAACUAAACACAGGGGACAGUGUCUACGUCGAAAAGGCGGACAAUUACGGAAACUUCCUCCACGACAGAUUCACCACAUUCUCCGGGUUUCUUUUGCAUGAGGUAGAAGAGGCACCUAUAUUUGGCUGAUUUUUUUAAUUCAACACAAAGAAUUGAAAAAUUGGCUUGAAAUCACUAUCAAAAUAGCGAACGGAAACUUCAUCACGACAUAUACACCUAGCUCGUUCUCCGGGUUUCUUUUGCAUGAGGUAUAUUUGGCUGAAAUUUGAAUCCCACACAAACAGUUGAAAAAUCGGCAAGACAGCAUUAUCAAUAUAACAAACAAUACACAAAUUUUCGAUAUAAUUGGUGGAAAACUCAAUAAAUUGU